This is a messenger RNA of Arabidopsis arenosa, 1363 nucleotides long. The record is from the annotation of a GenBank genome assembly. NCBI's taxonomy places the organism in Eukaryota, Viridiplantae, Streptophyta, Magnoliopsida, Brassicales, Brassicaceae.
CACCCCAAAAUUAAUCUACAAAAAUUAGAAGUUACACCUUACAAAACACAAACAAGUACUUCACAAUGGCUUUCCACUUCCCAAGACUUUGCUUCUUCUCAGCUCUUCUCGUGGUGGUUCUUCAUCUCCUUCAUGGUGUCUCCGGCCAACUAGUUGUGGUUAAUGAACCUAUUUCUGCUCCUCCGCCUCCAUUGGUCGACCUAAACAACGGUGAUGGCAUUGUGCCGGCGCUGUUUGUCUUCGGUGACUCACUGAUAGACAAUGGGAAUAACAAUAACAUUCCUUCCUUUGCCAAAGCCAAUUAUUUCCCUUAUGGUAUAGAUUUCAAUGGCGGUCCGACCGGUCGGUUCUGCAAUGGUUUAACCAUGGUCGAUGGGAUUGCUCAACUAUUGGGGCUGCCACUGAUUCCGGCGUACUCGGAAGCUACCGGAGAUCAAGUACUACGUGGUGUCAACUAUGCUUCCGCAGCCGCCGGGAUUCUUCCUGACACCGGAGGAAACUUUGUGGGACGCAUACCUUUCGACGAACAGAUUCAUAACUUCGAGACAACGUUAGAUCAGGUGGCUAGCAAGUCCGGUGGUGCAGUCGCCAUAGCAGAUUCGGUGACUCGAAGCUUGUUCUUCAUCGGAAUGGGAAGCAACGACUAUCUCAACAAUUACUUGAUGCCCAAUUUCCCAACCCGUAACCAAUACAACUCCCAACAAUUCGGCGAUCUCUUGGUUCAACAUUACACCAAUCAGCUCACCAGACUGUAUAAUCUCGGUGGUCGGAAAUUUGUGGUGGCCGGACUUGGAAGAAUGGGAUGCAUUCCUAGUAUUUUAGCUCAAGGAAACGACGGUAAAUGCUCUGAAGAAGUGAACCAACUUGUUCUUCCUUUCAACACAAACGUAAAAACAAUGAUCUCUAAUCUCAACCAGAAUCUCCCGGAUGCUAAAUUUAUUUACCUCGACAUCGCUCAUAUGUUCGAAGACAUCGUUGCUAACCAAGCAGCUAAUGGGCUUACUACUAUGGACAAAGGAUGUUGCGGGAUAGGAAAGAACAGAGGACAGAUCACUUGUCUUCCCUUUGAAACGCCUUGUCCUAACAGAGACCAGUAUGUGUUUUGGGACGCGUUUCAUCCUACCGAAAAAGUUAAUCUCAUAAUGGCAAAGAAAGCGUUUGCUGGUGACCGCACUGUCGCGUAUCCGAUCAACAUUCAGGAAUUGGCUAGUCUCACUUAACGAUUGUGAAGACUAUCAACAAGAAAUUAAAAACUUAGGUGUUGUCUUUGUAAGAUUUUGAGUCAAAUCUGUUUUCCUUUUGAGACGUUUUGAAAACGUCUACUGUGUCACCAAACGGUCUAAAAUCAAUCUACUCGUCGUUU